Molecule: messenger RNA, 1253 nt
Organism: Cucurbita moschata (crookneck pumpkin)
Lineage: Eukaryota; Viridiplantae; Streptophyta; Magnoliopsida; Cucurbitales; Cucurbitaceae
Product: protein ORANGE-LIKE, chloroplastic-like
Exons: 9
Coding region: 160-1137 (325 amino acids)
Cellular component (GO): chloroplast membrane
Source: RefSeq, a predicted model, not a curated record
UAGGUAGGCAGAAUGCCAAACGCUUCUCCAAGUAAGGCCUUGCAAUCGCAUUAGCCUAUCCCAUUCUUACAUGUUCUUCCCUUUCUCAACCCCCAAAUCCCCAUUUCUCCCUCAGAAUUCCCUUAAACCCUCGCUUCCUUCCAUCUUUUGCUGUUUUCGAUGUCAAUGCCUUCUAUUUUCGCGCCUUCCUCUCAUUUUCGCCUCCCAAUUUCACAUUCGAAGCCGUCUCGCUAUUCCAGAACCUCAAUUUUCUUAUCCCUCGAUUAUCGGUGCCGUAAAUCCAUCAAUGCACCCUAUAGAGGCACUUUCCGACGAUCACUGCAAAUCUGCUCUUCUUCGUCUGAUGGCGCGUCUGGUUCGGUUCCCGCUGAUAGCGAUAACACUCCCAGUAACUUCUGUAUCAUAGAGGGACCGGAGACCGUUCAGGAUUUUGUUCAGAUGCAAUUCCAGGAAAUCCAAGACAACAUAAGGAGUCGUCGUAACAAAAUUUUUCUUCUAAUGGAAGAGGUUAGAAGAUUACGAAUUCAACAACGCCUAAAGACUCUAAGAGUUACUGGUGAGAAUGACAAUGAAGAGGCGAAUGAAAUGCCCGAGAUUCCAUCAUCUAUCCCUUUUCUUCCCCACGUGACAGCAAAGACGCUGAAGCAGCAAUAUUUAACCAGCUUAUUGGUUAUGUGGGGAAUAAUUGUCUUUGGUGGCCUUAUUGCCCCAACUCUGGAGCUAAAAUUGGGAUUAGGUGGAACUUCGUACGAAGAUUUCAUCCGCAACGUGAAUUUGCCUAUGCAAUUAAGUCAAGUGGAUCCCAUUGUGGCGUCAUUUUCUGGUGGAGCUGUAGGUGUCAUUUCGGCCUUGAUGUUCGUUGAAGCUAGCAACGUUGGCAAACAAGAGAAAAAAAGGUGCAAAUAUUGUCAUGGAACUGGCUACUUGGCCUGCGCCCGAUGUUCAUCGAGUGGUGUAUGUGUAAGCGCUGACCCCAUCUCACUGUCUGCAUCCUCUUCAAGCCGCCCUCUACGGGUGCCCAAAACUCAAAGAUGCCUCAAUUGUUCCGGUGCAGGAAAGGUAAUGUGCCCAACAUGUCUGUGUACUGGGAUGUUGAUGGCAAGUGAGCACGACCCAAGAUUCGACCCAUUCGACUAAGGCUAAACUUGUAAGUUUCUUUCAUAUCUAUACUCUCUAAUUAUAAAAUUCCAAAUGUAUUUUAUCUUUCAAUUAUUUGCAAAUCCAUUACGUAAUAUAAUCUUAUUUGUUUUUUA